Molecule: messenger RNA, 3282 nt
Organism: Phragmites australis (common reed)
Lineage: Eukaryota; Viridiplantae; Streptophyta; Magnoliopsida; Poales; Poaceae
Exons: 2
Coding region: 487-3081 (864 amino acids)
Molecular function (GO): protein binding
Source: RefSeq, a predicted model, not a curated record
CCCGCGACGAACCUGGGCUUCGUCACGGCCCGAUCCCGCGACGAACCUGGGCUUCGUCACCCGAUUCCGCGACGAACCUGGGCUUCAGCGUCCGAUUCCGAUUGGCAAACGAUACGAUGAUGAUGGCUAGAUUAUACACAGGCGAGAGCGGCUUUCUCGAGCUGAAGCGAAAAGUCGAGAAGGGAGAUUUUCCCCAACCUGUUGCUGCACAUCACUCGCCAAUUGUUGCGCCUCCUCAUCGCCAAACCUUGUCGCCGGCUGCGGGCACAACAAUCCUCUGGUCUCCUUCCAUCGAAGUCUUCUCUCUUCCGGAGGCGUCUCCCUCCUCUUCCCCUUCGCGCAUUGGACUUAGAUCCCUCCGGACUUGGAUCGGUCUCGUCUUCUGUUGACCAUCUCGCCGAAUUGGCCUAUUCGAGGCAGACAUUGGGGUGGGGUGAGCGGGGGACUGUGGAACCAUCCGGUGGUACAGUGCUGUGUCCAGGCGAGAUGACGGUGGAGGUGUGCCUGAGCAACAAGAGGAGGAAGGUCAUACCAUCCAGUAACGUGGUAGUGCUGCCAGAUGAGAUCAUGACAGAGGUGUUCCUGCGGCUUCCCAUCAAAUCCAUCCUCCGCUUCCGGGCCGUCUGCCGCUCCUGGGCUGCACUGCUCUCUUCAGAGGAAUUCUGCAGCCUUCACAUGGCGGCGACCGAGGUGGCAUCGACACCGCCUAAGCUGUUGUUUGUCUCGCCUACAGCAAACUUCAACUGCACUGCAGUAUACUCUUGCUCGCUAUUGGGCCGUGUAGAUGACCUAUUGUUCACCCUUGAAGAUGCUCGUGGCAACUUUGUGGAUGUGUCGCCUGCACCUUGUCGUGGCCUCACCCUUCUAUAUGAUGGUGUUGUGCCAGCAUACUACGUCUGCAAUGCAGCCACACGGGCAGUCACACGGCUGCCACCUUGCUAUGGUGUGCCAUAUGCUACUGCUGGGCUUGGAUUUGAUGCACAGACCAAGAAGUACAAGGUGGUGAGGUUUUUCCAAGGGAGAGGUCAUGAGAAACAAUCUUUCUAUUGUGAGGUCUACACACUCGGUGGUGAGGAUGGGGAUCACUGGAGGCCGGUUUCUGGAGGAGUACCCUUCAGGUUCUGCAGUUUUGCUCGUUCAGCUAUUUGGUAUGCGGUGUUCAGAAAAAUGCAGCCGGUGUUUAUGGAUGGUUUUCUGCAUUGGUUGAUCGAACCUGCGUUUUUCACCAAAAUGCCAAGGGCUGCUAUCAUAUCCUUUUCUCUCACAAAUGAGACCUUCAGCUGGAUCCGGUCACCACCUUUUGUGGUAUCAGGAGCCCACUUAGUCGAGCUUGAUGGUCACUUGUGUAUGGUCCGAGAUCUCCGUAGUGGCUUUCCUGCCGGUAGCAUGCUGGAGAUUUGGAAGCUCAAGGACUACAGCUCUGGUGAUUGGUCACUGAAUCAUCGAAUCCAUUUGUCAGGGCAUGUGCCUGCAAGAGAUUUUCUUGAGCCACAGGUUGUGAAAGUCAUUGGUUCCUUUGGCAAUAGCAAAUCAAGUAACAGGAUACUCAUCGGGACAUCCAAGCACAAGGUGUUUGCCUAUGACCCUAUGUCUGAGACUCUAGAAACCAUUCACUCAACCAUGGGGAUUCAGACAUCUUGUCAAUUUGAGCCCUCUGAUACCCGAUUCAGUUUAUUUAGAGAGAGCCUUGCGCCAGUGCAUAAAACAAAGGAAGAGAUUGCCCUCUCAUCUCCCUUGGCUAAGGUGACUAAAGAGAUCCUGCUCAGACUCCCAGCUGAAUCAGCUCUAAAUUUCAAACUUGUCUGUAAGCUGUGGCUCAGAUUGAUUAAGAGGGAAAGCUUUGCUCAUUCAUUCUUUUUGCGUAAGAAUAUGGACAAAAGGCCAAAGAUCAUGCUUGUUGGCAAGGGCACUGGACAACAAGGCUUCAGUUUUAUUCCCUUAAACAAAUGGCUUCAAGAGACAUCUAAUGAAGGGGCAUUUCUUGACACAAAGGUUGUUUGCUCCAAGCCUUGCCAUGGGUUGAAUCUGGUAAGCAUUAAGAAAAAGGACUAUCUGUACAACCCAUCUACAGGUUUUCACAGGAUCUACUUGAACAAACGGGCACAUAUGCACCAACUGUGGAAACUACCUAUUGAUUCCGUUCAGACAGAAGACCACCCUUUUUCAGUCGGCAAUAAGAAUGUUGGCUUGGGGUUCAACCCAUUGAUUCAGGAGCAUGUUACUGUAGAAAUGUUCUAUCCCUUGAAGGACUACAAAUCUCGUCAAUAUUACUUAACAUGCUCUCUGUGGAGUUGUAACUCCGGGCAUGUCCAACAGCUUCCUCCACCGCCUCUUCCUGUGAGCGACAUGCCUCCUGCCUAUUUGGAAGGGAUGCUGUACUGGAUGAGCGAACCAAGGUUGGGUCAGAGUCAUAAGCGGGCCAUUGUCUCUUUCAACAAUGCCACUAAGAUUUUUGAUGUCAUCCCUUGCCCUUCAUGCAUUGCGAUAUGGAACAGCAGCAGUCCAUGUCACGCAUACGUGGUAGAGCUUGAGGGGGUGUUGUGCGCUGUUCUUGCAAAUCCAGCUGUAGAUGAGUUAGAUAUUUGGAAGUGGGAGCUUGGUCAAUGGUAUAGAGCAUAUACAAUCUAUUUGAAAUCCUGGUCUGACUAUUCCCUUGGAACAAAUAUUGUGGUGCCUUUGGCAAUUGACCCAACAGACGGGAGGGUCCUACUAAGUACCGGGAGGAAGCUAGGUUUAUAUAAUCCAUUGAAGCAAGCAAUUGAAAACUCUUUAGCACUUGAUCAAACGCCACUUUUCGCACGGAAAGAGCAAACAUCGUGCCUUGGAGUUCAUCCGGAAUUACAUAUUACCAAACGGAAGCAUGUUGACAGAAAGUCCUCUCAAUGGAAACCAUCUAUGGAUCGGUACGAGUCUUUUGCUCAGCCUUCUAGUGCUUCAUUGGGGAAGAAUUUGUCACACUCCAGAGACCAAUCUAAGGAGGAGAUUAAUAGAAUGAGUAAACUUAUGCCCCUUGUUCCUAUGAUCUAUGAGGAGAGCCUAGCAUAUUAUCCCGGUGCUGCGAAAGGAAGAGUUCUAAAGUGACAUCUUAUCAAAAGCUGACAUUUCCACGUCAGACAUGUUGGUUAUGCUGGAUGUAUUUGGCUGUCACUGUAACUUAUUGUUGUUGGCUGGCUGUGCACCAAGUUCGUGUAUUGUGGAAGCGUGAUACUUAUGUUUUAUCGCUUGCCAUGAACUAUUUGUGGUUUGGUCAUUUCAAGCACUGUUUGUUCAGAGUCAGUUCUU